AUGUCCGUUCGUUCAGAGAUGAUCCAGCGAAAAGGCUCCACAUUUAGACCUCAUGAUUCACCCAGUUGGCCAUCUGGUAGAACAGGAAGACGACGCAAAGAGAAGAGAGCAACUGUUGUAGGAGUUCCACAGCACAUUGCAGCAGAACUUGGUCUCCAUUCCACUUCCUUACAUCGUGGGAUCCAUGAAUUGUUUUCCAAAGGACAAAGUCAACCAUGUGAAAAGGCAGCUAGAGCACCAACAGUGAAUGGAGUCCAUCAAGAUAGGGAAGAGUAUGUUGUUAUUCCUACAGUUGACGGUAUGCUUACUGAAGCCCCACCCAAUGGAGCUCACAUUUCAUUGGCUGCUGUAGAGCAAACAGAAGCUGCUUUGCAACGACACAUAGAGAAAGUGUAUCAAGAUGACAGUUGUAUUGGUUGGAAGACUGGUCAGAAGAUAUCCCCACUCCUCAUUCGCCCAAAAUCUGUAGCUGUCCCUGGGAUGACUACACAUUCAUCCCAGAGUGACCCAGUGAGUCCUGUCAUGUCUAUUUCACCUCAA
Staurois parvus is the source of this 540-nucleotide messenger RNA. The record is from the annotation of a GenBank genome assembly. Lineage: Eukaryota; Metazoa; Chordata; Amphibia; Anura; Ranidae.